GUACGCGGUCAUUGCCUACGGCUGUGCCAGCUGCCCCAAGCUGACCUGCGAGAGGGACGGCUGCCACACGGAGUUCUGCUACCACUGCAAGCAGAUCUGGCAUCCCAACCAGACCUGCGACAUGGCCCGCCAGCAGCGGGCACAGGCGCUGCGGGUGCGCACCAAGCACACGUCAGGCCUCAGCUACGGCCAGGAGUCCGGCCCAGCCGAUGACAUCAAGCCGUGCCCGCGCUGCAGCGCGUACAUCAUCAAGAUGAACGAUGGGAGCUGCAACCACAUGACGUGUGCUGUGUGUGGCUGCGAGUUCUGCUGGCUCUGCAUGAAGGAGAUCUCAGACCUGCAUUACCUCAGCCCCUCUGGCUGCACAUUCUGGGGCAAAAAGCCAUGGAGUCGUAAAAAGAAGAUUCUCUGGCAGCUGGGCACGUUGAUCGGCGCUCCCGUGGGCAUCUCCCUCAUCGCUGGCAUUGCCAUUCCUGCUAUGGUCAUUGGCAUCCCUGUGUACGUUGGGAGGAAGAUCCACAGCAGGUAUGAGGGAAAGAAAACCUCUAAGCACAAGAGGAACUUGGCCAUUACUGGUGGGGUCACCUUGUCUGUCAUUGCCUCUCCAGUCAUCGCUGCUGUUAGUGUUGGUAUUGGAGUCCCCAUCAUGCUGGCUUACGUGUAUGGUGUGGUGCCCAUCUCACUGUGCCGGGGCGGUGGCUGUGGGGUCAGCACUGCCAAUGGAAAGGGCGUGAAAAUCGAGUUUGAUGAAGAUGAUGGACCCAUCACAGUGGCCGAUGCCUGGCGAGCCCUGAAGAACCCCAGCAUUGGGGAGAGCAGCAUCGAGGGGCUGACCAGCGUGUUGAGCACCAGUGGCAGCCCCACUGACGGGCUCAGCGUGAUGCAGGGCAACUACAGCGAGACGGCCAGCUUCGCCGCGCUCUCGGGGGGCACCCUCAGCGGGGGGGUCCUCUCGGGAGGCAAGGGCAAGUACAGCAGGCUGGAAGUUCAGGCAGAUGUCCAGAAGGAGAUUUUCCCCAAAGACUCUGUCAGCCUGGGGGCUAUCAGCGACAAUGCCAGCACUCGAGCCAUGGCUGGUUCCAUCAUCAGCUCCUACAACCCCCAGGACAGGGAGUGCAAUAACAUGGAGAUCCAGGUGGACAUCGAAGCUAAACCAAGUCACUACCAGCUGGCCAGUGGCAGCAGCACAGAGGACUCUCUGCACGUCCACACCCAAAUGGCAGAGAACGAGGAAGAGGAGGAGGACGGGGAGCAGGAGCAGACAUGCAAACACCAAAGCUGUGAGCAAAAGGACUGCAUUGCCAGCAAAACCUGGGACAUCACCCUGGCCCAGCCCGAGAGCAUCCGGAGCGACCUGGAGAGCUCCGACAGCCAGUCGGACGAUGUGCCGGACCUUACCUCGGACGAGUGCGAGUCCCCCCAGCCCCCGCCUGCAGCAACCUGCCCCCAGAGCCCAAGUGCCCCCCUGAGCCACUGUGCCCAAGCCGAGGGCUGCAGGCUGGAUGACAUGGUCAAGCUGGAGUGCAUCGAAGCCAGGGUGUGAGGUGGCCUCCUGCUGAC
Messenger RNA from Nestor notabilis (Kea), 1560 nucleotides. It is a transcript of the gene RNF19B, whose product is annotated as ring finger protein 19B. Gene Ontology annotation, biological process: protein polyubiquitination; positive regulation of proteasomal ubiquitin-dependent protein catabolic process; ubiquitin-dependent protein catabolic process. The transcript has 8 exons. The annotation marks the transcript as partial. The record is from RefSeq and is a predicted model, not a curated record. Lineage: Eukaryota; Metazoa; Chordata; Aves; Psittaciformes; Psittacidae. Gene Ontology annotation, molecular function: zinc ion binding; ubiquitin conjugating enzyme binding; ubiquitin protein ligase activity. Gene Ontology annotation, cellular component: cytoplasm; ubiquitin ligase complex.